Molecule: messenger RNA, 1926 nt
Organism: Ahaetulla prasina
Lineage: Eukaryota; Metazoa; Chordata; Lepidosauria; Squamata; Colubridae
Gene: SLCO2B1
Product: solute carrier organic anion transporter family member 2B1
Exons: 14
Coding region: 1-1926 (641 amino acids)
Biological process (GO): bile acid and bile salt transport; transmembrane transport; sodium-independent organic anion transport
Cellular component (GO): membrane
Molecular function (GO): protein binding; bile acid transmembrane transporter activity
Source: RefSeq, a predicted model, not a curated record
AUGGCAGAUAAAAGCCCAGGUCCGUUUUACUGCUCAAAUCCAUUUUACACCAUCAAAUUCUUUGUUCUCUGCCACGGGUUCCUGCAGUUCUCCCAGCUGAUGACGUCCGGCUACAUGAAAAGUUCGAUCUCCACCAUCGAGAGGCGCUUUGGUCUCUCCAGCCAGACGUCUGGCAUGGUGGCCUCCUUCCACGAGGUUGGAAACACAAUGCUCAUCAUCUUUGUGAGUUAUUUUGGCAGCCGAGUCCACAGGCCACGGAUCAUCGGCUGCGGUGCCAUCCUCGUCUCCGUGGCCGGAUUGGUCAUUUCCCUUCCACACUUUGUCUCACCGCCUUAUGAAUACGAUCAGUCCAUUUCUGGUUCCUCGAGUAACACCACGGAUAUCUGCCUCCCGCAUCGGAAAAGGCCCAUGAUGGACGUCUGCACUGGCAGCCAGAGGGAGAGCAACGUCAUCCUGAUCUUGCUUCUCUUCGGGCAAACCUUGCUGGGCAUUGGUGGGGUGCCCAUCCAGCCCUUUGGCAUCUCCUACAUAGACGACUUCGCCAGCCCAACCAACUCCCCGCUCUAUAUAGGGUUUAUUUUUGCUGCAACCGCACUCGGUCCGGCCAUAGCCUUCAUCUUGGGAUCGUUUAUGCUCCGUUUCUAUGUCGACAUUGACAAAGUGUCUUCAGCGGAAGUCCACAUCACGAACAAGGAUCCCCGUUGGGUUGGGGCCUGGUGGCUCGGCUUCAUUUUUGCUGCCAGCACAGUGGCCAUCGCCUCGAUCCCUUAUUUUUUCUUUCCGAGAGAAAUGCCAAAAGAGGAUGAGGCCGCCCGAAAGAACAUUGGGGACAUGACCAAGGAAGAAGUUGCCGAGAAGCUUAAGGAUAAAACGCCGGAGGAGGAAGGCUUCACUCUCUUCCAGUUCAUCAAAAUGUUUCCGGUGGUGCUGCUAAGAAACCUCAAGAAUCCGAUUUUCGUCAUGGUGGUUUUUGCGAUGGUUAACCUUUCGGCCAUGAUUGCUGGUUUAUCCACUUUCCUGGCUAAAUUCCUGGAGCAGCAAUUUACUCUGUCAGCCUCCUUGGCCAACAUGAUCCUAGGAGCCGUCAACAUCCCGGGGGCCAUGCUGGGAAUUAUCCUUGGCGGUGCCCUCAUGAAGAGCUGCCACUUCUCUCUCCAGCAGUCGACGCUCAUGUGCAUCAUCAGCAUGGCCUUUUGUGCCAUCUUCGACGUCCCCUUACUCUUCAUGGGCUGCCCCACCCAGAGGAUCGCAGGGCUGGAUUACUCCGGAAGUUCUGGACCUUGGCAGCUGAUUACGUCUUGCAACCGUAAGUGCAAUUGUUCGCUCUCCUUUUUCAACCCGGUUUGUGGGCAGGACCGCAUGGAAUACAUCUCCCCUUGCUUUGCGGGCUGCAUCAAAAUCAACAUCAAUCCCAUCACCAAGGCCAUCAUGAAUUACACCGACUGCAACUGCAUCAUUGUCAACGGUGCCAUCGGGUACGCGACGCCGGGCCACUGCGCGACUUCCUGUGCCCACUUCCUGAUGCCCUUUGUUCUCAUCGCUGCGAUCUCCGGAUUCUUAGCCAGCCUCUCCCACACGCCAGCCUUCGUGCUGGUGCUCAGGAGCGUCAAGAGACAAGACAAAUCGUUCGCCCUGGGCUUACAAUUUCUGCUCCUGAGGGUUCUCGCCUGGUUGCCUGCGCCCGUGAUCUACGGCAGUGCCAUCGAUACAACCUGUCUCCUGUGGCAAUAUAAGUGCAAAAAGAGAGCAGGCUGCCGAUACUACAACCACACAGCCUUCCGCCAAAGGUUUGUGGGCAUCCAGCUUUUAUUCGAAAUCUGCUGUUUCCUGUCCUUCUGCAUCGUCUAUGUCCUCCUCAUUCGAAAGGAGGACCAAGAGGAGGGAGAGGAAGAAAACCAGGGAGCUUCCCCAAAACCCACCAGUUAA